Dracunculus medinensis (Guinea worm) is the source of this 486-nucleotide messenger RNA. The record is from the annotation of a GenBank genome assembly. Lineage: Eukaryota; Metazoa; Nematoda; Chromadorea; Rhabditida; Dracunculidae.
AUGAAUGCACAGCGCUGCUGUGGCGUAUUUGUGCCGUGGUCUGACAUGGACUCAUCGCGUUUUAUUCGCGCAUAUGUCAUUUUAUGGAUCCAUAUUGUGCUUAGCGAAGCGUUAGCACGAAUCGCUCAGAAGACGAUUACACCGUUAAAAACCAAAAAAUAUAAAUGCAUCGAAAUUGAAAAUGAUGAAGAUAAUAAGGAUAACAAAAUGGAUAGGAACGAUGAAAACCAAGACAAAUUAUGGCAAUCGUUAGAUACCAAAGAUAUAUUCAAAGAAGAAAGCCCUUUUCAUCAAACUGUACCAUUUAACAAAGCCUUACCAGAGAGAACAACAAUUCAAGUUCAAUAUUUGGCGAAAUUAUACGGUGUAAAAGAUGUGGAAAGCUGGGUAUAUAAACACUGCGAUUUGGCUCGUCUGUAUUUGCCAAAUGCAUCUUGUCAUGAUAUUCACGCUCUUAUCAAAUCAUGUAAUAUACCCAAACAGUAA